This is a messenger RNA of Dictyostelium purpureum, 930 nucleotides long. RefSeq lists its product as uncharacterized. Gene Ontology annotation, biological process: positive regulation of proteasomal ubiquitin-dependent protein catabolic process; protein polyubiquitination; ubiquitin-dependent protein catabolic process. The transcript has 2 exons. The record is from RefSeq and is a predicted model, not a curated record. The annotation marks the transcript as partial. Lineage: Eukaryota; Evosea; Eumycetozoa; Dictyosteliales; Dictyosteliaceae. Gene Ontology annotation, cellular component: ubiquitin ligase complex; cytoplasm. Gene Ontology annotation, molecular function: zinc ion binding; ubiquitin conjugating enzyme binding; ubiquitin protein ligase activity.
GAAAAGAAAGAGUUUGAACUAUUAAAAGAAAAAGUAGAAGAACAAAAAAACAAUCCAGCACCUUUAGAUGAACCAGUAGAAUGUAAAAUUUGCUAUAUGGAAUAUAAUUGUUGUAGCGAAGUUUACCAAUUAUCUGAAUGCGGCCAUUCAUAUUGUUUCGAUUGUAUUACAUCCUAUUUAAAUCUUUUAAUUAUUGAAGGUAGAGUUUUAGAUCUUUCAUGUCCACAUCCAGAAUGUAAAAAAGAAUUACCAGAGAGUGAUAUCUAUGUUUUAGUCGACCAAAAGCAUUGGACCAAAUAUCAAAAAUUCUCAAUUUUAGCAACAUUAAAAACCGAACCAAUUAAAUGGUGCCCAACACCAGAUUGCGAUACUUUUGUUAGGGGUGGCAGUGCAGAGGAUCCAGUAUUGACAUGUCCAAAAUGUAAAAAUGAAUUUUGUUGGAUUUGUGGCGAGUAUGCUCAUCAAGGUGUUAAAUGCGGUUCUGAAGCUAUGCAAUUAUCAGAUAGAAAAAAUAAAUCGAUUGAAACCGCCACAGCUCAAUAUAAAGAAUGGUAUGAAACCAACAAACAUAAUGUCAAACCUUGUCCAAAAUGCACCUCUCCUAUUGAAAAAGAUUCUGGUUGUAACCAUAUGACAUGCACAAAUUGUCAACAUCAAUACUGUUGGUUAUGUUUAAAUCCAUAUUUACCAGGCCAUUAUGCUGACGCUGAAUAUCCCGAUUGUUAUGAUCGUCAAUAUUAUUCACCAUAUGCAAUGAACGACUAUACUCCACCACCAAGAAGAAGACAUAGACGUUUAAAGAUGGCAAAGAAGGUUACACUCUACGCUGCUGCUUUCACAGUUGGUGCCCCAUUUUUAUUAAUAGGUGGUGCUGUCUUUCUUUGUGUAAAACUACAUAAAUAUAGAAAAAAUAGAGCAUAUAGAACUUAA